UUCACGUUCGUGUGGCGCGAAACGACAGCUGGAAAGCCCUACACCGGCACAGGAACUGAUGAUGACCCAUUCAUGCUGGGCAUGACAUCGAAGCGACCGCUUCAAGUUGCCACCCGUGAUCCCAGCACCUUGGUGCUGCACGUGGACGCGACAUUCAAGUUGUCG
Phytophthora sojae is the source of this 165-nucleotide messenger RNA. RefSeq lists its product as hypothetical. The record is from RefSeq and is a predicted model, not a curated record. NCBI's taxonomy places the organism in Eukaryota, Oomycota, Peronosporomycetes, Peronosporales, Peronosporaceae. The annotation marks the transcript as partial. The transcript has a single exon.